AUGCUAUCGGCCGCGGUGUGGACGUUCUGCCUGUCAGCAUUGGCACAUGGCUCACAACACACACCCGCAGAUAUCGUUAGGACGAACUUGGAUACGCCGCUUCCCGAACAAGGCCAUCCAAUCCUAAUCCCAGCAAUACAUCCGCAUCUCAACAAACGAGACUUGAACCACCUUCAGCCUUCCAAUGGAACCUCGAUAUUCUUCACAGAAGAUGUACCGGUGUGGCGACGGGAGAAAGUGAUCGCAGCUACCAUCACGGCGCAGACACACUCGUUAGCAGUACCUCUGGAUCAUUCCGAGUGGAUCAAGUCGGUGGUCUGUCGCCAUGACUCCAUGACGAUCCAAUUCACACAUCGGGACGCUCUUGAUCAUGUUCGGGAACGAUGGACAGCUGGAGAAAUCACCUUCAUCUCCGCCGCAGCAAGUUGCAGCACUCCCAAUUCUGGACAACUCGGGUUCUUUCGUGCUUCUGCGCUGAACUUUGAUCCUUGGAAAGCCAUUGCGCAUGCUACAGGCCGACUAAGCGAAUUCAAGGACGCAGUCAGUGACUUUGAUAUCUCCUGGGGUACAUUCGAUACUGGCAGCACAGAUCAGGCGCCCUUGCAGCGUCGCCAAUAUGGUUAUCAAGCGCCCCCAACAAUCCAGCCGGGCAAGUUCCUGCCUUCGUGUGAUGCCAUCCGCAUCGAGAACGCCCCGCGCACGCGCAUCUGUCAUGUCCGAGGCUCGUUGAGGAGGACGUCUCCGCUAAAACGAGCUUAUUCCUCACGAACGUUGACGAAGAAACAAUGCGCACGAGACUGUCUGGCGAACAGCAAAUGUGCAUCAUUCUCGUACUCGCACGCUCGCAAGCUGUGUUCCCUCUACAAGGAUGGUCUGCAAAAGCAAGGCUUCACCGCAGCUAAGAAGACUUCCCAGUCCACGACCUUUUACUACCAACGUAACUGCUGGGGCUGCCAGGAACAGCGCUCGGGAGUUACCACCACCACUUCCUCGACGAGCAAAAAUCCGGCAGCAUCUGUUGAGACUGCGACUUCUGCUGGUCCGGAUGGCAAGCCAGUAUCUUUCAAGGUCUUUCGCGGAUCGUCCGUGGUCGGUACCGUCCUCGAGACUUUCAAUAUCCCACGCAAGAUAAGAGCGCGCGCAGUGCACGACAUCGAGCUCGUCAAGCUCCCUCCCUAUAACGACGACUACAACGUCUACCGUGUCCUCGAGCAGCACCAGCGGUACAUCAUAUGGAACCUCAUCGACCACUGCAACCACUUCGCAGACGCAGAUGACGACGACUCUUUCCACUACCUCGAGUUCUCCACCUCGACCCUCGCUAGCAGCGGUCUGACGGAAUGGACAAUCAUACCUGGCAGUAUAGAAAAAGGCAGUGGUGUGUACGCUCCAGCAGAUGGAGAGCAUUUCGUACACGCAUCAUUCCCGUGGGAUGGAAAUUCUGGUUUCAACUACCUCCAAAUGCUGAUCGGUACCAACGACGACCUAGUGGGCCAAAAGGAAUUCGUCCUCGGCUUCAGCUAUGCUAUUGGUGAACGUCAAGAGUUCGGAGAUGGCACCUGUCAAAUGAGAGCCGACUUUUUCUGGGAUUCCACACCUGCUCCGACCAUCGAGCUUGGCAAAGGAACAGCUGGAAAAUGGAUUCGAGUGGAAAGAGUUGUGAGAACGGACAAGUUUUCCUCGAAUUUCAAAUACCCAAGCCAACUCGACUUCCAGGUGAACUGUACGCAACCAGGACUGACCAAGGUUGACUUAUUGCUGGAUGAUUUUUCGCUCACACAAGGACCCAGGGAGACUUGUGUAACCGUAACACCAGCAGCCGGCACACCGACUUCCACGCAACCCGCCUGCCCCGAGCCAAGCGUCAAUAUACUACAAAAUCCUAGUUUUGAAGAGCCAAUCGCCUCGAUGGGACGAUAUCAAUGGUCCGAUUCUGGCUUCGCGCGUGUAGAGAGCAACUCGGUGUAUUCCGCUCAGGACGGAACAGCCUUCUUCUACAAGGACCCGGCAACACUUAUCUAUCAAAAUCCAGGACUAGUGCUUUUCGGCACGCAACCUAAUAGAGAAUACCGUCUCAGAUUUUACUGGGCGUUCGGAACUCAUCAGACUUGGGCGCCGAAAGGGUGCCUCCUCAGAGUGUACUUCAACACGAACGGCCUGGAGCUUACACAGGCCGGUUUCGAGAGAGCUCGCCUAGAAGUUGAAUUCCAAUGCGGCAAAGGUUAUGAUCACUCCGAAUCCGUGGACUUCUUGCUGGACAACUUUUCUCUCAUGGACCUCAACGAGUGCCGCCCACCGCCGGAUCGCACUGCGCCCCAGGCACCAUCGAAUACGAACACACGAGCGAGCAACGAUCCAACUGCAGCAUGUGGGCGAAAGCCCUCGACAUUCCCGUUGAACGCGAAUGGCAGAGAAGGAGAGGGUGGCAAAUAUUCCAGCACCUACGACUUCUCGCAAACCGUGCUCAACAGCCCCUUCAUUCCAUGCGGGCCGACCUUCGACAACGAGCUGGACAUGGCAUACGGCUUUCACAAGUAUGAGCCCGGCAUAGCGGGAAACGUGACCGGGUUGCGGGAGAAAAUGGGCAUCAUCGGCUUCGAAGAGGGCUGGCCGAUUUCGAUGAUCAUCGAUGGAUUUGCCGGCGCGAUGGGUCUUGCGGCAGCCGCCAAGAAUAUGGCUAAUUUCUUUAAUAAUUUGGAACGGCUUGUCAACAGCGCGAUUGAAACGAUAAAAAUGGUGGUGGAUACCUUCACGACCAUCAGACCCUCUAUUGGAUUUACGAUACCAUUCGACAUGAACCCUUUCAAGGUCGAUUCCUCUUUUGGAGAAGGGAACAGCAUCCCUCUAUAUGCGUUGGAACUCAAGGAAGAAGAGGUGGGUACGGCGGUAUUCUCUGCGGCAAGCUCCAAGGCAAAGGCUAUUGCCGAAAAGUACGCUAUCCAGGAUCCGAAGCCACGAGUAAAUGUCUGGUGCGUGGAUUGCGGCGUGACUGGCUCGUUGAGCGUCGCAGGGACUGCGAGUAUCUCUCUUCUUGAAGGACCCACCUCUCUGGCAGUUGAACUGCAUGGUAACAUCGGCGUGGGCGUCCAUCUUGGCAUCGAAGCUAUGGUCGAAAAGGAGUUCGAAUUUCUCAAGAAACAGCUCUACUCUGCAGGGCUACCGGGCCUUUCGAUUCCUGGUAUCAUCACGCUUGGACCAAUGAUCACUUUAAGCGUCGAUGGCAAAGCUGGGGUGAAAGCCCUGGGUAGGGUCCUUGCGGGUGCGAAACUGGAAUUUCCAGAAAUGAGCGUGGUGUUGGACGUAAUCGACACGAGUAGAACUGGACUUUCAGGCUUCAAGCCCACCGUGACCACGACGUUUGAAGCAGUGGGCGAGCUCGAACUCUCGGCAUCAAUCGGCCUUCCCAUUAGUGUCGGCAUUGGUAUCGACGUGCUUAACGGCCUGUGGACGCAGGGUAUUGCGGUGGUUUCCAGGCCGAAUCUCGGCGCCAAAGCCCACUGGAACACGCCCAUGGCAAAGGAUGAGGACAAGUGUGAUGGUAUCGACUGGGAACUCGGUCUUGGCGUCGACUUCGAGCUUAGCGUUUUCGAGAAGUCGUAUGCCCUUGGAGAAUUUGAAGGUCCUAAGCUUGCAGAAGGAUGUCUUGGAAAUGAGAUUCCAGAGGAAGAGGAACCAACGCCGAUCGAGCCCGCUGAUCCUGAGGAGAGUUCGACUCGAUCCGUCGAGCCCGUCGAGAACCCGAUCUAUGAGCUGCCACCAGUGCCGACGCUCCUUCAGGGUCAACCCGUAAAAGACUCUGUGCCCUUGAAGGCUGGCCAAGUUCGCAUCUCGGAUGUGACUAACGCAGCAUACCUUGUGGCUGGCGACGAUGGCAGCAUCUACCUCGGUUCCGCUUCGAAUCCCGAUACCGUGUUCGACAUGUCCUCGAAUGUGACCUACGGGGCCAAAGGAAAGUUCCUGGCGUGGCAUCCCGACAGCAUGGCUGCAUACGGAGUUUCUCGUUUCCGCCUUGUGGAUGUUGAAAGCGGCACACGAGGCCAGAACUUCGCCAUGAUUGUUCCUGGUGAGCGAAACAUUUACACGAUCAGAGGAAGCAAGUGGGGUCCUGAGGCAACCGACCUGACCUAUGGCCUGGUGUGGUGCAAUUCCCCUGCGUAUACUGCAGCCAAGGUCUUCCUGGUGCGGACGCACGAGGCUGGCACAGCAAUGUUGAAAUCACCCGAUGUGCAAUGGCUGGUCACUGGUGCCGAGGUUACACAGUGUGCGCCGUUGAUUCUGACGCAUCCUGGGUUCCUGCCGUUGAUGGCUUAA
Messenger RNA from Cercospora beticola, 4311 nucleotides. RefSeq names its product PAN domain-containing protein. NCBI's taxonomy places the organism in Eukaryota, Fungi, Ascomycota, Dothideomycetes, Mycosphaerellales, Mycosphaerellaceae. The record is from RefSeq and is a predicted model, not a curated record.